This is a messenger RNA of Dimorphilus gyrociliatus, 1300 nucleotides long. Lineage: Eukaryota; Metazoa; Annelida; Polychaeta; Dinophilidae. The record is from the annotation of a GenBank genome assembly.
AUUGUAUAUGUAAAUAAAAGAAGAACAAGUACAAAAUUGUAAAAAAUGUUUGAUAAAAGAAUGACUAGAGAUACAUCAAAAUUUCCUCCGCCCAUUAUUUACUCAAACGACGUUCAAGUUAACUUAGGCAAGGCGCCAUGUGUAGUACCUGUGAAACGCCUAACUUUUGGAGACAUGAUCCUUAUCAAGGGUUUUGUACGUGAUAAUUGUAAAAGGUUAGUUUCAAUUUCACAUCUCUGACAGCUGGAGACAUUAUACCUUAUAGAAUAGGAGAAAGGUACACUUUUUUUUUGAAUAGAGCUAUAUUUUUUUUUAAAUGAUAAAUGGCCACUGGACACUAUCUAUAGAGAUUGAAUAGCUUUCGAUAAUUAAUAAUAAAAUUCAAUUUUUUUUUCGAAGUAAAAAGCUAUAGGAAACUCAUUUUAAUGCAAAACACAGAUUUGCGAUCAAUUUACAAGUGAAACAUAAGAGUGAAGACAUGAUUGAAACUUAUUUGCAUAUCAAUUGUCGGUUCGAUCAAAAAUGCUUUAUCUUGAAUACCCAAUUAAAUGGUUUUUGGGGAGAUGAAGUUGAAAUAAAGCCCGGUGGUAUUAUCAGAACUGAUUCGGAAUUUAGUUGCGCAAUUGGAAUUGUAGAAGGAGAAUAUCGGAUCGCCUUUAAUCGACGUAGUAUAGGAUGCUUCUUCCAUAAAUUACCGUUUGAGAAAAUUAAUCAAAUAGAAUUCGUAGGUGAAAUAAAUAUUUCAUCUAUAGCCGUACAAGCUGAUUGCAACAAUCAAUUAUACAACGGUGUACCGUUUUUACCUGAUAACCUUGAGGGACUUCCGCCUGAAAUAUCUACCAAUCCGCCAAUAUCUGCUUUUUACCCGGCAGUGCCCUUUCGAAAACUUUUGCCUAGACCACCAUCUGAUGGUUCUUCUUUAUACGUUUCUUUGAUACCUAAAACUGAGGCCGUCCGCUUUGAGAUAAAUUUUCAUUGCAAUUCUACGGAAGAUAGCGAAGAUACAUCAGAGACGAACUCGAAGGAAAUUGCGUAUCACGCGAGCUUUCGAGUUAAAGAACGUUGUAUUGUCCUAAAUAGCUGGGAAAAUUCCAAGUGGCAAACUGAAUUGCGAGCAGACUUCAGAGUUAUUCCUGCUGUUCAUUUAGAUAUUCUCAUUUUUUGCGAGUCUAGGCAGUUUAGGACAUGCAUAAAUGGAGAACACUUAAUCGAUUUUCCCCACCGAUUACCAAUGGAUCGUAUCAAUUCAGUGGAGAUUAGUGGAGAUACCAAGCUUGUUCAUGUUCGAGCAAUAUGGUAA